This is a messenger RNA of Labrus bergylta (ballan wrasse), 1470 nucleotides long. It is a transcript of the gene marveld3, whose product is annotated as MARVEL domain containing 3. The record is from RefSeq and is a predicted model, not a curated record. Lineage: Eukaryota; Metazoa; Chordata; Actinopteri; Labriformes; Labridae. Gene Ontology annotation, cellular component: membrane.
CAUGAAUCGCAGAUUUUUUAAAUUUGCAAAUUGAGCACGAUUUAAACCAACUUUUUUUUUUUUUUUUUUUUAUAUUGUUAAGGCCACUUGUCCUGUGAUAUUUCAAUCAAACCUACCCUUUAUAUGCAGUUUCUAGUAAAGUAUAGUCUGCCUGACUGUUUACAUAGAAACUACAAUGAAGUAGUGACAAAUAUAUCCUACUAAUAUACAGAAUGCACAUACACAUACACAUAUGUUCAAAUAACGAUAUUCAACAUCAGCAGCAUGAAUGUAAAAUCUAAUUUCCCCAUAAAAUUAAUUCGACACUAGUGGGCGUGGCACAGAACAGGUGAGACGACAGGAGAAGGAAAUCUGUGAAACAGGAAGCUGUGAAGGCGAAGGAAAAUGCCAGAGAGGGGAAGACACCACCAGAGGAGUGAUGAGUAUGAGAGCAGGGAGAGGGACUAUCCAUACAAAGGAGACCACCACACUUCAAACAGCAGAGGUCCCGACCGAAACCCAAGGGCAGCGGACAAGAGAGGCUCUGCUGGUGACAGGAGGGCCAAACAAAACAACAGACAGAGGGACGUGCCAAGCGCCUCUCACAAGGAGCCACCUGCUUACAGAAACCCUGACCAUGAAGGACCCUCAGGACUGUCCAGAGAGACUUCUUUUUAUCACUCUGAAGCGGAGUAUUACGAGCAGCACCAAAAACCAGCUCUUUACAAUUUCAGAUACAUUUUAACCUCUAGAGGUCUCUGCCAGGUUAUGGAGCUGUUUAUGAAUCUUCUUAUUGUCAUCUGUGCCGGAGUGCCGUACAGCAACAAUGGGGGCUACAGAGAUCUGGCCAGCCUGGGUGGAAUCUACUAUUAUCACUUCGGUGGAGCCAAUGCCUUCACUGGAGCUGACGCAGACCGUGUGAAGGAGCUGGACCGCCUCUUCCAUGAGCUCAAGCGGCCUCCUUACAUCUUCACCAUGGCAUGUGGAGGGGUUUUGAUGAUCUACGUCUGUGCCAUGCUUGCCUUGGGGGUUUUCAGAGUGCCUUACCGCUGGCCCCCCGUGCUGCUAGGGGAGGCUCUGCUUAACCUCCUGAUUGGCCUGGGCUAUAUCCCAGCACUGGCCUUCUACUUUAUUAAGCUACAGGAAACCUAUGACAGUCCAAUCUGCAAGGAGAGAGAACAGAUGUACAAGAGCAAAGGUCACAAGGGCUUUGAGUGUCAGUUCCAUGGUGCAGAUAUUGCAACAGGUCUGUUUGCGGUGCUGGGGGUGUUUGUUUUUAUCUUUGGUGCAGUGUUAGCCGUCAAAGCCUUCAAGUCAGUACGGGAGCUAAAGAAGCAAAGGACAAACGAGGACGAUCGUCUGUAACAAAGAUUUUUUAACCUGUUUAUAUCCCUCAGAAAUCUAACCCCUGUUGAAUUAUAUUUUUUUGUGAUAUAUAUAUAUAUAUAUAUAUAUAUAUAUGUAUUUUUUUUUGCAGCCCUUUUUUAUGCU